UUAAAAAAAUGUAAAUAUUUAUGAUGGAAUGGAUGAACUUCAUCAACAGGUUAGCUAUUGCAUAAAAUAAAGUUCUUGUUUUUCUCUCUCACGUUUAUAAACCUCUAGCUUCUUGACAUGGAUUUGCGGCAUCAUCCAGUCAUUUAUCUGCCUUACUGUCAUUUUUACUCGGAUUCUCUUCUCAAUAAAUUUCUAGAAAAAUGCAAUGUAGAGGUCAUAGGAGCGAGUGUAUUAUGCAAUUUGGCAGCUCGUUGACAAAUGAGAUAUCUGAUGAAAGGAUUCUUUGUAUUUAGAUUUUACUUCUUGUAGUUGGCUCAAUCCGAAAGUUUUGUUCCCUAAUUAAGUGAUAUUACUAAUGGAAUUCGUAAUUGGUGGUGCGGCAGCAUGUUGUGCCGGCGUUUUUACAAAUCCUUUAGAAGUUGUAAAAACUCGAUUCCAGUUACAAGGUGAACUUCAAAAUCGUGGAGUAUAUACAAGGCAUUACAAGAAUGCUUUUCAGGCGUUUUAUGUUAUAGCUAAAGAAGAUGGAAUUUUGGCUCUGCAAAAAGGUUUAGUUCCAGCUCUGUGGUAUCAAUUAUUUAUGAAUGGAGUACGUCUUGGUUCUUUUGAUUUUUUGCAAAAAAGUGGUUUCAUUAACUCCGGAGGGGAAAUUAGUUUCCCUAGAAGUAUUGCUGCUGGAGCUGCUUCUGGAUGUAUUGGAGCUUUAGUAGGAAGCCCUUUUUAUAUGGUGAAAACCCAAAUUCAGGCGCAGUCAUCAUCUACUAUAGCUGUUGGAUUUCAACAUCAGCAUCAAGGAUUGCUUAAGGCUUUUCAAUCUGUUAUAAGUAAACAUGGUUUUCUAGCUUUAUGGAGAGGAGCGAGUGCUGCUAUGUCAAGAGUUACAUGUGGCUCGGCUGCACAACUUGCUACUUUUUCGAAUUCCAAAUCUUUUAUUGAAAAACUUCAGAUAUUCAAACCUAAUAGCUGGCUUUGUGCUCUGGCAGCUAGUAUGUUAGGUGGAGUUGCUGUAGUAGUGUGUAUGACACCAUUAGAUGUUGUUUCAACUCGUAUGUAUAAUCAAGGUGUUGAUAGUAAAGGAAGAGGAUUGAUUUAUUCAGGAUUGUGGGAUUGCAUGCGCAAGAUCACUAAGAAAGAGGGUUUACUAGGAUUUUAUAAAGGAAGCACUGCCUCUUUAUUACGUACAGGACCACAUACUGUUCUUUCCCUCAUGUUUUGGAAUGAAUUUCGAAAAUUGUACGAUUACUAUGGAUCCGAAGUUCCUGAAGCUGAAGUAGCACAAUUAUAAAAAAAAAAAAAAAAAGUUAGAAAUGUUUUGUUAAAAUCAAAGUAAUUGUUUAUUAUGCAAUUAGAAUCUUAUAUUAGAUACACCUUAAUAAUUAUAAAUUCUUUUGCUAAGUUAAGUAGUUUUAUUUUCUUCUUAAAGCAUGCUGAAUCUCAUAUUUAUUAUUAGGUUUUCUAUUUUGUUAUUCUUUUAUUCUCUAGAAAUAUAUCUGAACUAAAUAAAUCAGAGAUUUUUUUUUAAAUGUGCCAGUAAUUUAGAGUUUAAAAAGAGUGUGCCAAAAUAAAUAAUAUAGUUGAUUUAAGUAUAAAAUUAUGACUUAAUUAUCAGCAUAAAAUAUGCAUUAUUGUAGAUUUUUAGCUUUUUAAAGUGUUAUCAAAAAGAAUAAAACCAGGGGGAAAUGUAAUAAUUUUAUAUUUUUAUUAAAUUCUGAAUCAAGUAGCAAGAUUUUAAAAAAUUAUGAAAAGGAAAUAACAUUAUCAAAACAGGAAUGUGCAAGAGUAAAUUAUAUACAAAGUAUUUGAUAACUUUUUUAUUUUUGUGAAUAUUUUAUUUUCAAAUUUGUUUUUAAAAUUUAAAAAUACAGUUUAUUUUUCUUAUAAUUGGGUUCUAUGUAACAAGAAGCAGUUUUAUAUUCCUAUAAAUUAUGAUAAAUUUAUAAUAAUGUUGAAUUGCCUAAGCCAAUAGUAUUCCAUCUCUUUUAUUCAAAGAUUUGAUAUAUAUAUUUUUUCAGACAGUAUUUUAUCCUUUAAUAUUUAUUUACCUAUAAAUGCAUUUAAAUUUUAAAAAUGUAUUUAAUAAAUAUACUGUUGACAUUUUCUUUUAAUAAAUGCUUAUAUUAAAUCUGUGAUAAAAUGAAAUAUUUCUCAGUUUUGAUUUAAAAAUCUGUUUUAAUAUAUUACUUAUUGAAAAUUAAAUUUUAUGAAGGAACAAUAUAUAUAUAUUGUACAUAAUUUAGCUACAUUUUAUCAAAUAAAAAUACUCAUUUUAUAUAUAUUUCUACACUUGUUUAAAACUUGUAUUGGAGUAUGAUAUUUUUGCAAAAGCAUGGCUACAGAAACUGAAAAAAAAAAAAAAAAAAUCAGUGACUAAUAGCUACUAUUAUAUUAUUGUCCUGGCUUUCUCUCUACAGUAUUUGUACAAAAUUCAUUAUUAAAAACAUUUCUGCUAGUUAUUUUAUAUGAAACAAAAAGAAUUUUAUGAAAUUAAUUUUUUUUAAAUGGAAUGAACACCUUAAAAUUAUUAAAACAGUAUAUUAUAUUUCUUAUAUCUAAAAAUUACUGGAAAUUUAAACAAUAUACUUAGCUUUUACAAGAAUUCUAAGAAACAUUAAAACUACACUUUGCAAUAUAAGUUAUAUUUUGUUAAUAGUACAGGUAAUUAUGAUUUUUUUUCGUUUAAAGUGUUAAAAAGUUUAAUAAUUAAUUGUAACUUUCUAUAGACCAGAAUAACAUUUCGCAGUAUAAAUAUCAAAAUAGCAUAAUUAUACAUACCUAAUAAUAAAUGCUUUAACAAAGAUUUAACAAGAGAAACUGAUAUUUGUUACUCAAAUAUUACUUCAGAUUUUUUUUUCUUUAACAAUUCAUAAAAAAUUAUUCUAAUCAAAAUUACUUAAAACUUAAAUAUUUUUAAAAAUUCCAUAUAAAUAAUGCUAGACAUAUCAUAAAAUUAUUCAAGCAA
Messenger RNA from Argiope bruennichi, 2959 nucleotides. Its product is annotated as solute carrier family 25 member 35-like. The coding region runs from base 356 to 1285 and encodes 309 amino acids. The record is from RefSeq and is a predicted model, not a curated record. Lineage: Eukaryota; Metazoa; Arthropoda; Arachnida; Araneae; Araneidae. The transcript is spliced from 3 exons.